UUUAUUUUCAUUAAAAUCCUGUUUAUCCUCCAAUAUUACCAACAAUAAAAUGUAAUUAAAUUUAGUUGAAAAAUAACAGUUCCAACCUAAGGAAAGUUCCAACCGUUCCAAAAGGGUAGUUCGUUUAAAUAAUAAAGCAAUAAAGAAGAAAAAUUGAGGUUACGUUGAUUGUUUGUUUACAUUCUAUAUUUUAAGUUUAGGGUUCCAAAUUUCACUAAUUUACUUUGAACACGCCUUGAUGCUAGUAAUGUAAAUGUAUUUGGUGUUUUCGAACUAGACUUAAAAUGGACUUACUGUCUGAAGUAACGUUUUGUAAAUAUUGUACAGAACAACUUAAGCUCUCUGAAGACGAGGGACUUGAAUGUACAGUGUGUAAAAAGAAUGUACACUUGAGAUGUUUAAAAAGGGGAGCAGUGCCUGGUGGAUUGUCUGGGGACACAUUUUUUACUUUUAUUUGUUUGGAGUGCUCAGUCAACCAAGCUGAAAAUUUUACUCGAACUAAGCUGUCCUGGCUUCAAGUCAUAGUGUUAGUAUUGUAUCACUUACAACAUAAGAGUCCAGGUUUAGCUAGAAAAGGAUUUUUUCAUUGGAGACAUCAUGUUGCUACUUUUGUUGACAGAAAUUGGGAAAUAUUAUUUCCAAGUGAUCAGAAGAGAAAAAAGAAAUGGAUGGGAACAAUAGCUGGAACACUUUCCCAUUUUAACAGAUAUAUUUUCUUAUCUGGUAUAACAGUAUUCAACGAACCUGCUUUUUGGGCAUUGAUGUAUCCUAAAAUUAGCCCUUUGACAGUUUCAAUAGUAUAUUCCGCAAUGAUUCUAGAAAAACAAAACAUGAAAAAUAGGAAGGAGAUACUUGCUCCAGAUGCAGAAUUAUUUUAUAGCUUUUUAAGUAAAUUUGUAGAUGAUCCAGAACUAAUUAAAAAUUUUAAUAGCAUCACUGUUCACAACAACAUAACUGUGGGAUGUACACAACAAGUAAUGGACAACAAGCCAAGUCAAGCAAUGGAUGUUGACGUAGAAGACAACCAAAAAGAGGUGAAACCAAAAUUCAAUUACAAAAGGAAAAAGGCAAAAUUUCUUGGUUUCAACACGAGAAAAUUGACCAAACUCACCCAAACUAGUGUUAAUAGUUUGUUUCCGGAUGAUAUAAUGAACGUCAACUUGGAUUCAUCAGACAAUACCAUUACCAGUUCUCCAGAACCUAAACAAGAGGAAACAAAAGCCAAAGAAACUUUGAAAUUAUUAGAUCCUUUCUGCCAUUACAACACAUCAUUAAACAGUAUCGCUAGAGCUAGAAGCUUAACACUUCAAGCUAAAUUAACAGGAGGAAUCAGGCAGGAACUAAUACUAUCCCCCUAUAGCGGUAUUUAUCUGAAACCCUACAUUCGAAGAGACGUAGAGACCUUUCCCACUUGGCUAAAAUUAAUGGCAGAAAUCCAAGUAACUGCGAAUAAAUCUAAUAAGGAUUAUCGUUUGCCACCCAGGGGACCUAUCGAUUACGCAUACGUUCAGCCAGAACACAUUCCAGCUAUCAAUAGCCUUUGUAAUCAAUUUUUUUGGCCAGGAAUAGAUUUAACAGAAACACUACAGUAUCCAGACUUUAGCUGUGUUGUUUUAUACAAAAGACUGAUUAUAGGAUUCUCAUUUCUAGUCCCAGAUGUUAAAAAUACCGAAAAUUAUAUGUCGUUCUUAUUUACAAGACCUGGCUGGAGAAACUGCGGGAUUGCCAAAUUUAUGAUUUAUCAUUUAAUUCAAACCAGUUUAGAGAAGGACAUAACUCUUCACGUUUCAAUGAACAAUCCCGCAUUGCUGUUAUAUCAGAGAUUUGGUUUUAAAGUCGAGAACGUAGUAUUAGGAUUUUAUGAUAAGUUUCUCAGAAGUGAGGUCAACGAUUCCAAACACGCAUUUCUCUGUAGAUUGGAGAGAAGAUAAAUAUAGUACAAAAAAGAGAGCGGAGUGUUGACAGAAGUAAAUACUUUUUAUCGUUUUAAUUAUAUUCGAUUUAAUUUAAUUCGAUUUUAUUCUAUUCGAUCCGAUUAGAUUUAUUUAAUUGUAUUUUAUUUAAUUUUAUAUACAUACAUACUUUUAUUUAAUUUAUUUAAUCUGAUUUAAAUUCAUAUUAGAUUUUUUAAAUUU
This is a messenger RNA of Diabrotica virgifera virgifera (western corn rootworm), 2135 nucleotides long. RefSeq names its product cysteine-rich protein 2-binding protein (gene Atac2). The record is from RefSeq and is a predicted model, not a curated record. Lineage: Eukaryota; Metazoa; Arthropoda; Insecta; Coleoptera; Chrysomelidae. Gene Ontology annotation, molecular function: acyltransferase activity, transferring groups other than amino-acyl groups. The transcript has 8 exons. The coding region runs from base 285 to 1931 and encodes 548 amino acids.